Messenger RNA from Phytophthora nicotianae INRA-310, 1347 nucleotides. RefSeq lists its product as hypothetical. The record is from RefSeq and is a predicted model, not a curated record. The transcript is spliced from 2 exons. Lineage: Eukaryota; Oomycota; Peronosporomycetes; Peronosporales; Peronosporaceae. The coding region runs from base 1 to 1347 and encodes 448 amino acids.
AUGCCUGGAAUGAUGGCAGGUGGAAAUGACAGCGACAAUUCCUACGAGCGCGAGCUUUCGGACAUUAUGGAGUAUCUUGAUAGUGGUAAACGGGGUAUUCACCCUCCAUUUUCUGCAUGUACUUCGCAAAUUAGUACGACGUCUGGUAUUUCAAGUCAGCUCAGUGCUCAACCCAGGCAAUCUGAUGUCGAAACUACACGCGAGUAUGCGCUUAGCAAUAAUGGUGAUGCUGAAAAUGCUGCAAUUGUGGAGUUAGAAUCUUCUUGUAUCCUUGUAACCGAAGAAGGAGCUUUCAUGCGCGGAUUUCAGUCGUGGUUUGACAGUUGGGGAGAUUUUUUCAGUGCCGUCGACGCACACUGCGGAUCUACCUACCAAUUGCUCCCGCGUCGCUCUUCAUAUCGAUCUGAUACGCGCAACAAAAAGCUCACGUCCAAAGGAGUACUCGAAAACGAUCCGCGUAUCAUUCUAGUCGACAGCUUUGAUAAGUAUUCCUACACGCUAAUGUGUACACAUGGAAUUAAAAAGCGUGCUACUCAAAAAGGAAAAAGACAACGCAGAAUCAUACGAUACCUUGGUUGUACGGCCCAAGUCAAUGGAGUUGUUACUCGGAAUGCAGAUAACGAGUGGAAAGUGCAUGCAACAUGGCAUGGGUCGCAUAACCAUUUGAGGAGUGAGCGGCUAUACCAGUAUUAUGCUGAAAACCGCCGCAUUAAAGAUCCCCAAGUGCUCCGGCAAAUUGCCGACAUGAAGAGUGCUGGUGCGGACGCCAAGGGAAUUCUAGAUUAUCUACGGCGAAAUACAGCACAAGUUUUUGCGGCGUACUUGUCGGAUACUCGAAAAGGCGAUCCAGCGACGCUACAACACUUGGAAGAACUUGCUCAGUUAUUCAAUGUGAGUGAAUGGGAAACUCAGAAGAAUCUUUUCCAGGUCGGUGAGAGAUCCAACGCGUGGUUUGUAUUGCUGCGAGGAACGGUCGAAUUACUGACAAUUCCAACGGAGGCUACACUGGCGUCUUACUCUCCAAAAUCUGAGCAGGCAGAGCCCACCAGGUUUCAGGACUCAUUCAAUACUUUAAACAACCACAAAAACCAGCCGUCCACCCAGAGGGAACUCGUGGGACGUGUCCGACCUGGCUGUAUCUUUGGAGACAUGGAUUUUAUGCUGGAGCAGCCGCGUGUAAUGGACGCCACAUCCACCGCAGCGGACACGCUUACCUGUUCAUUCACACGGAAGGAGAUGGUCGAGUUACGUGAUAAUCACCCCGAGUUGGCUCUACUUCUUCAUGAAAUUCUGUUGAGAGCCUCGUACAUGACUUUGGCGGAGAAACUUCAUUCGCUUGCUAUUUAA